UGUAUCAAUUUAAAGAGAUAUACCAGGGUUUCAAUUUCAAAACUAAUUCAGGACUAAUUUGCUUUGUAAAUCGCCUACAAUGUCUGUGAACACAUAGCUAGAUAGAGUGCAACUAAACCUAUGCGUAGCCUAUGUUGUAAGAUAGUUAAUUAAGGCAAUAGCCUAUAUAUAGCCUACUUUAUUGUCUCUCAUAGGGGGAAUAGUUGGGCAAGUGCUGCUGCAUAGCCUACAUUCACCCAACAUACAGCACACAACUUGCACUGUAGACACUGUAGCCUAUAGCCAACAUAUCUGAGGUAUACGGUUACAGACAGCCGGAUAUAACUAAAUGUUGUUGUUAUUUUAGUCAUCAUACUCCAUGUUCACCUGCUAUGACCUUGAUAAACCCAUCUGUAGUCUGCUUAAGAAUAGCCCCUUUUAAACUUUAUCUCUGAAGAGCCAAAUCAUUUUUUUUUAAUCUCUUGUUUUCACUUAACCAUGUAGAUGUGUUAUCCUUUUAUAGCUACCUUUUUACUUGUGAAUAUUGUAAUCAAAAAGUGCAUAUUGUAACCUCUGUCAUAAGCUAUCAAAACAUUGGAAGCCACAUCCCUACUUGCAUGUCUCGUCAUGUGAACAAUGCUCAUGACAUAAUACUUGUUUCUAGCUACUCAAGUUUAUUGGCCUAAUAUCAACAAAGAAAAAACACAAAGUUACUAUAAACCAAUGUGGUACCAUGCAGACACACAAACUGCACUAGUACCCCUGUUAAUACUGGACACAUUAACCUCACGUGUGUUUCCUCUUGUUUCAGUGAGCAGCAGCAGUAGCAGCAGUGGUGGUGCUUGGGCGCUGACGGUAAAUGCAUAGCCGUCACCAUGCCCCCAGGGAAGUAUGGGAUGCAGGAGGAGUGGGAGAAGGAGGAGGCGGGGGACCAAAAGAUCAUGAUGGACUUCCUGCUGCCCACUGGGAUCUUCCUCAAAUUCCCAGUGUCUCGGAACGACACCAUUAAAACCAUCAAAAAGAUGGUUUGGAAGAAUGCCAGAAGCGAGGCCUUGUUCUCAGCUCUGGGCGACCCUGAUGCUUAUGUCUUCACCUGCAUUAACCAGACAGCUGAGCGAGAGGAGCUAGAGGAGGAGUCCCGCCGCAUCAGUGACGUACGCCCCUUCAUGUGUGUCCUCAGACUAGUAGCCAGAGAGGGAGACCGUGUGGAGAAACUCACCAAUGCUCAAAUCAGCCUUUUAAUCGGAAAAGGUCUGCAUGAGUUUGAAGCCCAGAAGAACCAUGAGGUGAAUGAGUUUCGGACAAAGAUGCGAGCGUUUUGUGAGGAGAAGGCUUUGGACCGGCAGCUGUUGCCAUGGCACCAAUGGAUGGAGUACAGUUUCCCAUGUGACCUGGAGCCCUGCUGCUACCCGCCUGACGAAGGGAGCAACAGCAAGAUCAAAAACACCAAAAAAAUCUUUGUCAACAUAAAGUUUGAGUCAUCAGAUGAGAGCUUCAUGCUGCAGCAGGAUCCCCAGGACAUGCCAGUGUCUCUGGUGAAGAGUGCUCUGAAGAAAAAGGCCACAGUUUUCCGCUCAAUUCGACAGGAGCCAGGGGACUACACCCUCCAGGUCAACGGCAGGUGGGACUUCAUCUACGGGGACCACCCUCUCUGCCAGUUUAAAUAUAUCUUUAACUGUCUAAGAAAUGGCCAGAACCCUCAGCUUACUGUGGUCCACCACUCGACCAUCACGAAAUACCAGGAGGAGCAGGGUCGAAUGUGCAACCAGGUUUUUAAAAGCCGCUCUGUGUCCAGACCCCCUCCACUGCCUCUUAAGAAACAAAAUACGUCGUCUCUAUGGUCCAUAAGUGAGCCGUUCCACAUUCAGCUACUGCAGGGGAGCCGCGUGAACGCAGAUGAAGGCAUGAAGCUGGUGGUCCAGGCGGGUCUGUUCCAUGGCAGUGAGCUCUUGUGUAAAGUGGUGACAAGUUCAGAGGUCACGGUGUGUUCGGAGCCACUCUGGGACCAAAAACUGGAGUUUGACAUCAACGUUUGCGACCUGCCCCGAAUGAGCCGCCUCUGCUUCGCUCUGUACGCAGUCAUCGAGAAGACCAAGAAGCCCCGUGGUACCAAGAAGAAGAACAAGAAGGCAGACUGCCCUAUUGCCUGGGUCAACACCAUGGUUUUUGACUACAAGGAUCAACUAAAGACUGGAGAGUUCCUUCUGUCCACUUGGCCCUCGGUUCCCGAUGACAAAAGUGACCUAUUGAAUCCAAUGGGGACAGUUGAGAAGAAUCCCAAUGUAGACAGUGCCGCUGGGCUGCUCAUUCGCUUCCCCAACAUCAGACCACAUCCUCUCUAUUACCCACCACUUGACAAGAUCACGGAUAUGGAAAAGAAUGGUGAUGCUUCAGCUGUCUCUAAAGAUGAGUUAUUGAGGCUGAAAGAAAUAAUGGACAACAAAAACUACACUGAGUUUUUUGAGGAUGAGAAGGAAUUGCUAUGGAAGCUGAGAUAUGAAGUCCGAGAUCAUUAUUCUGAAAGUCUGUCCAAACUGCUGCUCAUCACCAAGUGGAACAAACGAGAGGAUGUAGUCCAGAUGGUGAGCUUGCUGAAACACUGGCCCGACCUUCCAGCUAUCCAUGCCCUGGAGCUCCUGGACUACAGUUUUCCAGAUCCAGCUGUCCGCUCUUUCACAAUACGAUGCCUCAAAAAACUCAGUGACCGUGAGCUGUUGCAGUACCUCAUCCAGCUGGUACAAGUCCUGAAGUACGAGUCUUAUCUCGACUGUGACCUCACAAUGUUUCUCCUGGAGCGCGCUCUAUCUAACCGCAAGAUUGGACACUUCCUGUUUUGGCAUCUCAGGUCAGAGAUUCAUGUGUCCUCAGUUGGUUUGAGGUUUGGCCUUAUUCUGGAAGCCUAUUGCAGGGGAAACAUCCACCACAUCAAACUUCUAACAAAACAGAAUGAAGCUCUGAGUAAAAUGAAGGCGCUCAGUGACUUUGUGAAGUCCGGUUCACAGAAGAUGACAGCAGAGGACCUAAAGCUGUGCAUUAAACAGGAGUCUUAUGUGGAGGCUCUGUCCGACCUGUUAUGCCCCCUUAAUCCCAGCAUCAUCCUCACAGAGAUAUGUGCAGAUAAAUGCAGGUUCAUGGACUCCAAAAUGAAGCCUUUGUGGAUGAUGUACAGGAAUCCAUGUAUUCAAGGGGAAAUGGUGGGAAUCAUAUUCAAGAAUGGAGAUGAUUUACGGCAAGACAUGUUAACCCUUCAGAUGAUCCACUUGAUGGAAAAUCUGUGGAAGAAAGAGGGAUUAGAUCUCAGGAUGAUCCCGUAUGGUUGCCUAUCCACCGGGAACAAAAUGGGUUUAAUUGAAGUUGUGAAAAACUCAGACACUAUUGCUAAUAUUCAACGCAACAACAGUAACAGUGCAGCCACAGCUGCCUUCAACAAGGACGCCCUACUCAACUGGCUCAAAUCCAAAAAUCCCGGGGAUAAACUAGAUCAAGCGAUAGAGGAGUUUACUCUGUCAUGUGCUGGCUACUGUGUAGCUACCUAUGUCCUGGGGAUUGGAGAUCGUCACAAUGACAACAUCAUGAUCAGAGAAACUGGACAGCUCUUUCACAUUGACUUUGGACAUUUCUUGGGGAACUUCAAACGCAAGCUGGGUAUCAACAGAGAGCGAGUGCCUUUCAUUCUGACAUACGACUUUGUCCAUGUAAUUCAACAAGGACGCACCAACAACAGCGAGAAGUUUGAGAGGUUCAGAGAAUACUGUGAAUGGGCCUAUAAGAUCCUAUGUCGUAAUGGGACACUGUUUGUGAACCUCUUCGCCAUGAUGAAGGCGGCGGGACUGCCCGAGCUCACCUCAUUCAAAGACAUUCAAUAUCUUAAGGAUUCUUUAGCUUUGGGCAAAUCUGAGGACGACGCUCUCAAGAAUUUCAAAGUGAAAUUUAAUGAAGCUCUACGAGAAAGUUGGAAGACCAAGGUGAACUGGAUGAUGCACUCUUUGGCCAAAGACAAUAGACCUUGAUCACACAGGACCAAGCAAACAAAGUAUUUUAACUUAUAUAAGUGUAAAUUUAAAGUUAUUUUAAAUAAGGGCAUUUCUGGAAACUCAAAUGUUUACAUCUGACUGGCCAGUGAGCAUCACAACAGAGCAGUCUGCAGCCACAGCUCCAUAAAGACUGGAGGUCCGUCUUUACAUUCUCCAGGAGGCAGUGAAUGCCACAUUGGGUAUUCAUGAGAUAUGUAUUAUUAUUAUUAUGAGCUGAUUUAUUACAAAACUCAGUUGAAGGUUUUAUGGGUUUACAAAGUGUUGAUGGUUCUAAUUUGAACCUGAUUUCUCCUUGAUGUUAUGUAUUUUUGUUGUAUUUUAUUUAAUCUUCAUGGUUUGUACACAGAUUGUAUUCAGUUAAAAUCCUGCCUGGAAGAGAUGCCAUUGCUGUGCAUACCAAAAGGCCUAUAUAUGAAAUAGCUACUUGUUGAACAGAAAUGUCUCAGGAGACAGAUGUUACUGCAGCUAAUGAUCUUAUUAGUCCAAGACAAUCUUAGUUUGAACCCUAGACUCAUGUCUGUGCCUCCACAAUAAGGAUUGUGCAUUGAGACCUUUAUCAUGAACAUUCAAGUGAAUCACUUAAUAUGAUGGAGUGCAAUGUUGUUUUAUGCGAACACUGUGAUUUCAUUGUAUUUUUAAGUAUUCAGUUUAGAGGGAGCCAGUGCCAGUGAUGUACAGUGCCAUUUAACUUUAACAAGCUCACCCAACCAUGGCCUACUUAAGUGUUUUAGGUUUUUUUUUUUUUUGAAGUAUAGCAGCCAUAUUAUAUUAAACAGGGUGUAACCUUGUAGUCCUGGAAGGACAACUUGAAUUAAAUGUAUGCAUUGUCUGCCAUUAAAAAGUGCCACUGUUUAAAACUGGAACACACAUACUCAAAUGUUGACAUCUAAUGAAGGGUAGUCCCCAAAUUAUUAUGUCAUAUGGUACAUAAAUGUGAAUGUAAAACAUUGCCUGAUCUUGUGCAGCUAUUCUAUCCAUAGGCUAUAAACAUUGUCAUUGUAA
Molecule: messenger RNA, 5015 nt
Organism: Boleophthalmus pectinirostris (great blue-spotted mudskipper)
Lineage: Eukaryota; Metazoa; Chordata; Actinopteri; Gobiiformes; Gobiidae
Gene: pik3cd
Product: phosphatidylinositol-4,5-bisphosphate 3-kinase, catalytic subunit delta
Exons: 22
Coding region: 855-3989 (1044 amino acids)
Biological process (GO): phosphatidylinositol-mediated signaling; phosphatidylinositol-3-phosphate biosynthetic process; phosphatidylinositol 3-kinase/protein kinase B signal transduction
Cellular component (GO): cytoplasm; plasma membrane; phosphatidylinositol 3-kinase complex
Molecular function (GO): 1-phosphatidylinositol-3-kinase activity; 1-phosphatidylinositol-4-phosphate 3-kinase activity
Source: RefSeq, a predicted model, not a curated record